This is a messenger RNA of Myotis daubentonii (Daubenton's bat), 2778 nucleotides long. It is a transcript of the gene SLC66A2, whose product is annotated as solute carrier family 66 member 2. Gene Ontology annotation, cellular component: endosome; trans-Golgi network. Gene Ontology annotation, biological process: retrograde transport, endosome to Golgi; phospholipid translocation. The record is from RefSeq and is a predicted model, not a curated record. NCBI's taxonomy places the organism in Eukaryota, Metazoa, Chordata, Mammalia, Chiroptera, Vespertilionidae.
CCCGGGGCGGGAUCUGCGCUGCGCGUGGGACGGGGCGCGGGGCGGGCGCCGCUGGACGGGUCCCCAGGACCGAUCCCUCUCCGAGACCGAGUUCCUCCAGACCUAGUCCGCCGUUCCCAGGGCCGUGCGCCCGCGCCUUGACCCCCAGCGAUGCCUCUGCGCGCGCCCAGGGCGCCCUGAACGCGCGCGUCCGAGGCGGGAGUCGCGCCCCAGCUGGGAGUCCCGCGUGCCUCCGGGUGUCCCUGCGGAGCGCCGCCUCCCUCUGCUCGAGGCCCGGCCGCACUUCUUUCCCUCUUCUCCCCUGCCAGGCUCCGGCGGCGGCCAUGUGGGGCUGACAGUCAGCGCGCGUUCCAGGAGUCCGUGGAGCGGAGGGGACGCGGCCAGGUGGACGCCAGCCCGCUGGCGGGGCGGCACGGGGGUUCGCGAUGGACGCUCAAGGCUUGGAUUGGCUUCUGGUCCCGCUGCACCAGCUGGUUUCCUGGGGGGCGGCCGGGGCCAUGGUCUUCGGAGGGGUGGUGCCCUACAUCCCGCAGUACCGGGACAUCCGGAGGACUCAGAACGCCGAGGGCUUCUCUACCUACGUGUGCCUGGUGCUCCUGGUGGCCAAUAUUUUACGGAUCCUCUUCUGGUUUGGAAGGCAUUUCGAGUCGCCGCUGCUCUGGCAGAGCAUCGUCAUGAUCGUCACCAUGUUGCUGAUGCUGAAGCUGUGCACUGAAGUCCGCGUGGCCAACGAGCUCAACGUCAAACGCCGUUUCUUUGCAGCUGCAGAUAAUAAGGACGAGGAAGUCAAAGUGCCCCCCAGGCGGUCCUAUCUGGACUUUGACCCUCACCACUUCUGGCACUGGAGCAGCUUUGCGGACUACCUGCAGUGUGUCCUGGCCUUCACGGGCAUCGCAGGCUACAUCACAUACCUGUCCAUCGACUCAGCCCUGUUCGUGGAGACUCUGGGCUUCCUGGCCGUGCUGACCGAGGCCAUGCUGGGCGUGCCGCAGCUGUACCGCAACCACCGCUACCAGUCCACGGAGGGCAUGAGCAUCAAGAUGGUGCUCAUGUGGACAAGUGGUGACACCUUCAAGAUGGCAUACUUCCUGCUGAACGGUGCCCCCCUGCAGUUCUCCGUGUGCGGCCUGCUGCAGGUGAUGGUGGACCUGGCCAUCCUGGCGCAGGCCUACGCAUUCUCCCGCCACCCCCCGAAGCCCACCCCCCACGCAGUGCACUCCACCAGUGCCAAGGCCCUCUGAGGCAGCCAGGAGGACAAAGACAUAUGACCGCUGGCUGCAGGCACCGCUGGCCACCUGUCGUCCUGCGUGGGCCCCUGGGACGGUGGACAGGUGGGCCCGAGUGCCGUGUCUGCACUCACUCGCUGGAGAACGGCCUCACCCCUACGGGCGGGGCUGUGGAUGUUUUCAAGGUGAUGAAAAAGCAGGUCUCGCUCUCACUUGCUCUCAGGGCACCUGCGGAACCUGGGAGACGCUCGCAAACCCGGGAGACAGCGGAGCAGGCCUCUGCAGGACAGGUCGUGGGGAGGCUUCUCUGUCUCAGCCUGGACGUGUCCGGUCAACCCGGGCCCGGGGUGCAGAAUGAAAAGCAGCAUUGGGAGCGCUUGGGGCCCAGCACCUCAGGGCCCAUGGUCAGAACAGCUGAGGAUGGAUGUGCUGCUGGAUGGCAUGCGGUGAGGGCACCCUGUGCCAGAAUGGGCCGGGCACAGAGCAUGUGGCCCGGAUCUCGUGUCCACGUGGAAGGGAAGCCACACCAACACACAUGACCUAUGUCCUGGUCCAUCUGGCUGGAGUGGCCUUGCCUGGGCACCUUCAGUGCGGCCUCCUCGUAGGUACUCAGGACUCAGCCCUUGCCUGGGCUCGGUAGGGGGUCCAGAGGCCUUGUUGUGACACUGGCCUCCUCCCACUGGGGGCGAGGGGACAAGCCCAUGUCCGUGCCAGUUGGGCAGGGGCCAGAGCAAGCUCAGGGGUGUCGGAACCAGAGUCUGGAGUUCACUCCAUGAGUCCUAUAGGGUAUGGCAGGGUGCGAGCGCCGAUGUGGGCCAAGCGGGCUGCGCGUGUAUUUUUCCCCCUUUUCCUGGGAAGUGCGCACAUGUGCAGCACAGCCUGUGAUGUUCAUCUUCCAGGACGGGGACACGCUGAGCAGCCCCACCCCCCACACAAUGAGCUGAUGGGCCUGAAGUGACCUUCCAGGGUGGUGGGGUGGCCUGGCAUGGCCAUCCCUGCCCGCCGUCUCCCGUCCGCGUGGUUCUCCAUGUUCGCUGCGUGUGGCGGUGGUGAGGUCACUGGUCUGACACUAGUCCCCACAUUUGUUCCCCUUUCAGUAUUACAUGAGCAUCUCAGCCAGGCCAGCCCUGCACCAGCUCCCAGGCUCCCAAAGGCCAAGUGUUCCAGAUGCUUCCGUGUGGCUCCCACAGGCAUUGUUUUCCCUUCUGCUGGGUGGAGGGGUGGCUCUCUGUGCAUUAUCAGCACUGUCUGUGGCUGGUGCCAAAGCUCUUAAAGUGUCUGCGGUGGCCGGUGAGAAGCGUUUGAAGCGGUUUCCUCCUCCCGAGUUUUCCUCAAAAACUCCUGAAUGUUUGAGGAUUCUGCUUAGUUCUUUGGCCUGUAAGAUGCUUUAAAACACUUAUUUUUAAAAAAUGAAGGGAGAUGUCUGUAGCAGUAGUUGCCUCUAAAUUAAAAUAUCAAUGACUGUAGUGCUGACCGAAUGUGCCAUGUGUGGGGACGCUCAGGGUUCAGUCUAUUCAGCGACUUUAAAUCAAUAAACUGCUCGAGGACCAAG